UGGAGUUUAACAUUCGGUUGGGAGACUAUCCCAGCCCAUGAGAAGGAAAGGAGAAAGGAUGAGACCUACCCCAUUAAGUCUCCAACACAUGCUGGAGGUCUCUUCUCAAUAUCUAAGGCUUUCUUUGAGCACAUAGGAACAUAUGAUGAUCAAAUGGAAAUCUGGGGAGGAGAAAAUGUGGAAAUGUCUUUUAGGGUCUGGCUGUGUGGCGGUCAGUUGGAGAUCAUACCUUGCUCUGUAGUUGGCCACGUGUUUCGAACAAAGAGCCCGCACACCUUCCCCAAAGGAACACAGGUGAUCACUAGGAACCAGGUACGCCUAGCGGAGGUCUGGAUGGAUGAUUACAAGGAGAUCUACUACCGGAGAAAC
Messenger RNA from Staurois parvus, 369 nucleotides. Lineage: Eukaryota; Metazoa; Chordata; Amphibia; Anura; Ranidae. The record is from the annotation of a GenBank genome assembly.